UGCAAAGAAUCCAGAAUGAAGAGAAGGCACAGUCAAGAGAAAAAUAUGAAUCUGUCCAUAGAAAGUCUAACUGUAGCUGUUGCUAGGGGUCGGACGGAAGUAGUAAGGGAGCUCUUCGAAUCAGGCAUUGACCCCAAUAUCGUGAACCGAUUUGGGCGGACUGCCAUUCAAGUCGUGAUGAUGGGCAGUGUGCGUGUAACAGAGCUCUUGCUGCAGUACGGAGCAGAACCCAACACCCCAGACCCGUGAACCCUCACUCUACCAGUACACGACGUUGCUCGGGAGGGUUUCCUGGAUACUCUGAUGCUGCUUCACCGGGCUGGGGCACGGUUGGAUGUCAAGGAUUCCCUGGGUCGCCUCCCCGUGGACCUAGCUGAGGAACAGGGACACCGCCCUGUUGUCAGAUACCUUCGCGAGGUGGUGAAAGGAGGACUGAAAUCCACCCACCGUCCUGGAUGCAGAAUAGAAUCCUCCAGAUUACAAUAUUCUCCAUCAACAGGGAAGGCCCUCCAAAAAGCAGAAAGACUGAGAGUCUCAAUAAAGGGCUUCCAUCUUUCCCCCUUCUCCGGAGCAGUCUCAAAAGACUUAGUUCACCAUAAUUACACUGUCUUGCUUUGCCUUCAGCUAAACCUGAAAUAUUAUUUUCAUAUUUGUCUGAGACAAAUUUUUUAAUAAACCUGCUUUUCU
This is a messenger RNA of Sarcophilus harrisii (Tasmanian devil), 687 nucleotides long. RefSeq names its product cyclin-dependent kinase 4 inhibitor B-like. NCBI's taxonomy places the organism in Eukaryota, Metazoa, Chordata, Mammalia, Dasyuromorphia, Dasyuridae. The record is from RefSeq and is a predicted model, not a curated record. Gene Ontology annotation, molecular function: protein kinase binding; cyclin-dependent protein serine/threonine kinase inhibitor activity. Gene Ontology annotation, cellular component: nucleus. The transcript has 4 exons. Gene Ontology annotation, biological process: negative regulation of cell population proliferation; regulation of cyclin-dependent protein serine/threonine kinase activity.